AAAAAUAAUCAGGGAUGAAGUCAUAAAGAUAGAUUUAGAUGGUUCAAAUAAAUAAAUUGCAGCUACGAAAAACAAAACAUUCACAUUCAGGGACAUAGUAAUGAUAGACACUUAAAUAAUUUACUCAUUCAUUUUUAUAAAUACAAUUGCUCUAGAAAGAAAAUCCUUUGUUUUGUGAUUGUUUGUGAUAUUUACAUGUUUUUUCUGUUUUAAUGAUAUGGAUUAAUUAACAAAGAAUACAUAAAAUUCUUGAUAUUAUAAGCAGUUAUAACAAGAGGAAACACAAUGAUUACUUCUUUAAAUUAUCUCACAUUUAUCAAAGUAAAAGUUUUAUUCCCAUUAAAUAAAACUCUGUAAUUAACUCUUAUCUCAUGCGCUGAUUGUGUCCUGCGUGCUUUUUAAAAGCACAGAUAAGUAAAGGAAUGAUCUUUGACCGCUCAGACAGUUAAUCAUUCAGCUCUGAAACAAAGAGAGGAAAAGAUUUUUUAAAAACUCAGCAGCAGCAGCUGAAGCUGUGAGGAGUUUGAUGAGCUGCAGAGAGACAACAUGGCUGCCAAACAACCCGGUGAAGACGGGCGCUCCGAGGACCAGCGGGGGGGAUUCCUGGUGAGGCUCAGGGAGUUCAAACCAAAGGAGGUUUUCACUUGGCAGCUCGCCAAAACGCUGGCGAUGGGUCAGGGUCUGGCCGGGCUCAUCUGUGGUACCGCGGUCUCCUCUCAGUACCUGGCCGCAGAGUUUCAGCUGAACACGCCGAUGCUGCAGAGCUUCCUGAACUACACGCUGCUGUGCGCCACCUACACCAGCAUGAUGAUCUGCAGGAGAGGGGAUGGAAAUAUCUUGCAGAUCCUUAAGAGAAGAUGGUGGAGGUACUUACUGCUGGGUCUGGUGGAUGUGGAGGCCAACUACACCGUGGUCAAAGCCUAUCAGUACACCACCCUCACCAGCGUCCAGUUGCUGGACUGCUUUAUUAUCCCGGUCCUAAUGAUUCUGUCCUGGUGGAUCCUGAAGACCCGGUACAGACUGACCCACUAUGUGGCCGUCUGCCUCUGUCUGCUGGGAGUCGGGGCCAUGGUGGGCGCCGACCUGCUGGCUGGAAGAGACCAGGGCUCCACCUCCAACAUCUUAUUAGGAGACGGUUUGGUUCUGCUCAGUGCUGCUUUGUACGCGGUGUCCAAUGUGUCUCAGGAGUACACAGUAAAGAACCUGAGCAGAGUGGAGUUCCUGGGGAUGAUUGGCCUGUUUGGGACCAUCAUUAGCACCGUCCAGAUGGUCAUCCUGGAGCGUAAUGAGUUGUCCAAUAUUAUCUGGAGCUGGCAAGUUGGGCUUCUGCUUGCUGCAUAUGCUCUGUGCAUGUACGCUCUGUACAGCUUCAUGCCCAUAGUGAUGAAGAUGAGCAGCGCCACCUCCGUCAAUCUCUCACUGCUCACUGCCGACCUCUUCAGCCUCUUCUGCGGGAUCUUCCUCUUCCAGUACAACUUCUCUGGACUCUACCUGAUCUCUCUUGUGGUCAUCCUCCUCGGCUUCAUCGUCUUCAAUGCUGUGCCGACGCCCACUGCCACCGCCACCUCUUCUUCCUCUUCCUCAAUCUGCGAGGAAGGCUGCUAUGAGAAUCCUGGAGCGACUGAGGAUGCCUCCAACAGAGAUGAAGAUCCAGGAAGGAUCCCCGCUGAGGUGGAGGAGGAGGAUGAAGAGCGGCGAGCGGAUAAAACAGAUUCAUCACGAAGCUUUAGAGAGGAAACUGAUGGAGAUCGUACUGUUGAACGCAGCACAAAAAUGUGAACAGCUCAAGAGAGUGUUUUUACACAUUUAUUUAUUGAGUUUUCAUUCGUGUCGGUGUGCACUAAACCUCGUUUGGUCCCUGAGAAUAAUUAAAUCAGAGCAGAAAAAUAAUGGCUGCCUACAAAAUAUUGGUAGUUCUUAAAAACAAAAAACAGAAAAGAAUUUGACCCAGAAAUGUAUACAUUUUCAUAAGACAGUUUGCACCAAUAAGGUUUUGGGUUCAACUUUUUCUGCAUGUUUGCAUU
Messenger RNA from Poecilia reticulata (guppy), 2024 nucleotides. RefSeq names its product queuine/queuosine transporter SLC35F2-like. Gene Ontology annotation, molecular function: transmembrane transporter activity. The record is from RefSeq and is a predicted model, not a curated record. Gene Ontology annotation, biological process: transmembrane transport. Gene Ontology annotation, cellular component: membrane. NCBI's taxonomy places the organism in Eukaryota, Metazoa, Chordata, Actinopteri, Cyprinodontiformes, Poeciliidae.